Phyllotreta striolata is the source of this 4108-nucleotide messenger RNA. Lineage: Eukaryota; Metazoa; Arthropoda; Insecta; Coleoptera; Chrysomelidae. The record is from the annotation of a GenBank genome assembly.
ACCACCUCCGUGGCUCGUCGACUCCCGCGGAGCCCGCAGUCGAAAACCAACUGUUGCGAGCGGUGGUCGGCGUGGCGCGCGCUCUUCUUCUGCUUGGCUCUCUGGCAACGUGCAAACGUCGCGGCGGAUUUUUUUCUUCCGGGUGAUGUGACACCGCUCGAUCGGUUUGUGUGGUUUGUUUAUUUUUAUUUUUCGAAUUGGGUUUAUUAUCUUUGUAUCGAUUGAUUGUCAUUUGCGUUAUUUGUUGGUUGUGAUUUUUUAUGGAUUUUGUUGUUGGGUUGUUUGUUUCGUCGGUUUGUUCGAAUUGUUCCGAUCGUCUUUGAAGAAAGGUGGAGUCCUCAAGUCGGUGUCUCGCGAUACGGUAGAUCCCGCAAUUCGAUCGGAUGGUAUCGUUGGGCGAGGUCCUCGGGGGAAGCACGUAGGAUCCGCGGCCCUUUGCCGCCCCGCGUAAAUGACUAUGGCCGAGAGCACCACCACCCAUGACAAGGCCAACAAUAACCAUCCAUUGGUUUUCAAUCAAAACCACCGCGCCGUCGGUAGGAACAAGAAGAGGAAGAGGCUGAGUCAAGUAUUGGAUAAACUAACAGGUGGAGGUUCAUCACCGCAAGACAGCGAAUCGUCUCCGGAGAAUCCAUCUACAAACAACAACAUUUCGGAGGUGUACAACAACAACAAAGGCGACAUGGCGAUACACGUAUCAGUAAACGAGAAGAACUACCGGCCGGAGGUGUUCAAAUUCGAUAUACCCGACAAAGAAAAGUACAAAACAAUCAGCGAGGACGAGGACGUGUUCAGUCCGGCGAGUUCCAGCAACAAAUCGCCCCACAGCUCGACGGACUCGCCCCAGAUCCGCUUCAGCCCGUUGCGCAUCAAAGACGACGCGAGCCCCAGCCCGCCGUUGUACCAACGCCAAACCGCCUGUCCCUGCUACCAGUGCGUCACCGGCUCGGUGACGGGCCACCAUCCGCCGCCCCUUCACCCGUACGACCGCUUCUUCCCGGCGUCGCCGAUAUCGCCGUUGACGCCCUCCUCGCCGGCGCCCGCCUACAGCUUCGAACGUUACCUUCACUCCAAGUACCUGCCCGACAUCUUCCGCAAGCGCAGCCAUUCGGACUCCGAUCUGCCGAUGUGGUUCGAGGCGGCCAAGUCGGAGCGGGCGAGAGCGCCGCCGAUCUGGCCGCACCCGCUCGCCCUCUCCACCGGCGGCAAGGACUGGUCGCCGCAGGAGUACCCCUUGGACCUCUCCAUGAAGACGACGCGCGGCAGGGAGUACCUGGACAACGCGGCGCCGCCGCCGCCUCUGCAACUGCUCCCGCCCGGUUUCCUACCGCCCAGAGGGCCGGUCUCCGUACCUGUUAUCAAAGGCGACGUGGCGUCGCCGACGACGAAGGAAUCCGUCGCGUCCAGGUACAAUCUGGAGGUGUCUCCGGUGGUGGAGGAGAUGCCGCCCGGUUCGGACGUCGCCUACGUGUGUCCGGUGUGCGGACAAAUGUUCAGCCUGCACGACAGGCUGGCCAAGCACAUGGCGUCGAGGCACAAGAGCCGGCAGAGCAACGGCGACACCGCCGCCAAAGCGUACCUGUGCGAGGUGUGCAAGCGGUCGUUCGCGCGCAGCGACAUGCUCACCAGACACAUGAGACUGCACACGGGCGUCAAGCCGUACACGUGUCGCGUGUGCGGACAAGUGUUCUCCAGGUCGGACCAUUUGUCCACCCAUCAGCGCACCCACACCGGCGAGAAGCCGUACAAGUGUCCGCAGUGUCCGUACGCGGCGUGCAGGAGGGACAUGAUCACCAGGCACAUGAGGACGCACACCAGGUUCGAUCCGGAUCCGGUCGCCGCGCAAAUUAAGGCUGAGCACGUUAAGGCUGAAAAUCAUUGAGAUCUGCGCAACGGUUUUUUUUUUCUCUUUAUUAACGGGUCGCUAAAGCGAAUUCACUCUAACGCGAGAUCGGGAAAUUUAUUGGACUGGUCGCCAAGUGAAAGGUUAGUGGCAAUUGAUCGAUGUGGAAAUUGUGAAUUGGUCGUGAUAUUGGAAUAUUAAAUCGCUAAAUAUUGGAAGUAAAGAUUUGUUGGUCAACUGUUGGCCCUGAUUCAAUAGAAGAAAAUUUUAUUCAAAUUCCUCUGUAAUAGAGUCGGUGUUAAGAAAGUUUGGUAUUUUUUGAAUCAACAAAAUUAACCUAACAAUACAUGCGACAGAUCAAAUAUUUGUUCAAAGCGUUUAGAGUUUAGAGUGACGCUCUAGCGACGCGAUAUUUAUUAUUUUGUAAAAGCGUUGACUAAAAAUACUCGAUGGGGCCAAAUCUCCGCACUAAAAGGUGAGUUAUGUAAUUACUUAAAUUCGUAUUAAUCUAGUCCUGUUCGCGUACUGGAAUUCCCGACAGUAUUUUUGGUUUGCAAAGCCGUUGUUGCCUUUUGUUUUUUUUUUUUUUAAUUUUGUUAUAAGAAAGAUCUCAUACCAUUCCACUUACUCGUAGAAAUUGCCGGGCCAGUUUGAAAAUUCGCUAUAACAACUUUAUUAAAAAAUAAAUUCAGUGCCAAAUGCGUGGCCAGUGGCAAUAUGCUAAUGCCGGAUGAAUAAAAAAAUCACUCGUUUUUUGUACACGUUUUUUUUUUGUAGAUAUCCCUGUUAUCGUUCGAAAUGCUCGUAUCCGAAUUAAUUCGAUUAGAAAUUCCGAAUUAAUUAGACGGUGUUUUACUUAAAGGUCGCGUUUUAUCAAUUCGAAUUUUCGUUACUUUCUAAUAAAUUCCGUUAAUUAAUGAUGGAUCGCGCACGAUCUUAUCUGCAAUAGGACAUUUUCGAGUGCAAACCCACGCAGCAAUUAAAUUACCCGAAGUUCCGUAAAAAAAAUCGAUCUAAUUCCGUAAUACAGCUGCUCGAAUCGGUUUGUUUGUUAUUACUAAAUUAUACCAUUUCCGAUCGUUAAUUUUGUUUACUUUCGAAUUUCGUCAAAAUGCAAAAUAUCCUGCACAAUAAAUUAAUGUAGUUUCAUCAUAAUUUUGGCCGGUAAAAAACACACGUUAAUGAUGUUAAUUUUUCUUGCUGCUUGUCAGUAAAGCAUCGUUCUCGGGAGCAUUUCGAUCGAUAAGAGAAACAAUUAAGUGUGAUCCUCGAUGAGCUUAAAUUCUUAACAGAUAAACGAACUGUUUAUAAAUGAAUGUAUGUUCAAAUGACAUGAAGACAGCAGCACAUAAAGACAUUAAUUGAACAACAUGAUAAUUGUAAAUAUUUCGUCGAAGAUAUUAGAUAAAUAUUUUGAUUGAUUGUGAACGUCCGCCGGUAUGUUAAUGAAGCUUUGUUGUUUAGUUUCACCUAUAGCAGUUUCGUUAUUUUUUUAACUUUGUAAAAGGAAGAUUUUCUAGGAGUAGAUUGUUUACAGGAUCUGAACCGGUGGACUUCCUGAUUCAUUAUAUUAACGAUAUACGAAUACUGUGAUAUUUGUACAUUUCGUUGUUUCUUUAUUUUUGUGAGAGUAGUUUAUAAAUUUUACGUUUCUAUUUUUGAUAUUGAGGAAUAUUGAUAUUGAUGAUGAUAUAAUCGAAUGACAAAAAAUACAUAAUUGUCUUUAUCUGUUCUUCAUGCGAUUUUUCGUUAGACAUUGGGCAUUAAGAUAAUGUUUGUUUUAUGUGACACAUAAAUGUAUUAUUCGAGCACAAUUUGUCUAAUAUUUACGCUGUUUGAAAAAUGUUUUAUUACAAGAUUAUUCCUUUGGUUUUGACAAACGAAAAUUCUCGAUUAAAUGGCGGAUUAAUCUCGUUAAUAAAAGUAAAUAAAGAAAUAGAUGUUUAAAUGUGUGCCACAAAAAACGUUACCUGUUUCUGGAAAUGUAACAUUUUCGACAUUAAAAUUGUGCCACGAAUUUCUUGUAUAUGUUAAUGUUAAAUGUAUUUUUUUAAUUAUUUAAGAUCGGUUAUCUAGGUGUUCAAAAAAAAGAUUGUUAUCGAUGUAUUUUACUGAAGAUCGGUUGAAAACCUUUUUCGUUUUAAUAAUUUAUGUAUAUUUAUUCGAUUCGUUCAGUUUGUAAUGCAUGUACAAAAGACAUAGCUACUUAAUUAUUUAAUUUGUUAUAUUAUUCUAUUUAAUUCUCUUAAGUUUAAGAUUCUGCGA